AUGCUUUACAACCAGGCGAUUGUCGCAAUGGGUCAAGGCGAGUACGAGGGUGAGGGAGAGGAAGGGAAUGGAGGAGAAAGAGAGGAAGGAUACGAGGAGGAAGAAGGAGCGCCCUUUGCGACGUAUGAGGGGGAUGGAGGCGUAGAAAGGCAAGGUGACGGAUACGCUGGACAGGGAGGAGAGGGGUACGUAGAAGAAACGCAUGGAGGCUACGCGAUACAGGGUGCGCCUAUGUACAAAGGCGCGGGGGGAUAUGCGGCAGUGGGGGCGGAAAAGUUCGCGGCAGAGGGGGAGAACCAGCACGAGGGAGAGGCGGGAGAAGGAUACAAUACGGGAGUGGGACGGGGGUAUGGUACAGGAGGGGAGGAAGGAUAUGGCGCGGUCGGGGGGGCGGCGUAUGCAGGUGCGGGUGCAGGAUACGCUGGGGAAGAAGGAAAUGUGUACGCGGGAGAUGGUGAGCAGAAUCAAGCAACGGAAAGGGGAGAAGGCCACGCGGGAGUGGCGGGAGAAGAAGGUGCGGGAGAGGGGGGAGAAGAAGAUGCGGGAGAGGGGGGAGAACAAGAUGCGGAAGAGGGGGGAGACGGAUAUGCAGGAGAGGGGGGAGACGGAUAUGCAGGAGAGGGGGGAGACGGAAAUGGGGGAGACGGAUAUGCGAGAGAGGGGGGAGACGGAUAUGCGGGAGAGGGGGGAGAAGAAGAUGGGGAAGAGGGGGGAGAAGAAGAUGGGGAAGAGGGGGGAGACAGAUAUGCGGGAGAGGGGGGACACGCGUAUGCUAGAGAGGGGGGACACGCGUAUGCGGGGGAGGGGGGACACGCGUAUGCGGGAGAGGGGGGACACGCGUAUGCAGGAGAGGGGGGACAUGGGUAUGCGGGAGAGGGGGGAGAGGGGCAAGCGGAAGUAGGGUUGGAAGCGGCGGUAGGUGCAACGAACCUUUCAUAUGAAGCAGGGGGAGCUGCAGGCGUCGUGGGCGAAGCUACCGUACCUACCCAGCCGCACAGUCAUGGAGCUGUAGACGAUGAGGACAUCGAGGCGAUCAUGUACCCUGGAGCGCAAGCAAUGGUCACACAACAGAGCCAGGCGUCAACCAUGGACGAAGAUGCUGAGGAGCGGAGAGCGUUGGAACGGGGUAAGGGGAGAGCGCUGAAUGCUAUUCCUGACGAGGGACGUGGAAGCAUGCUGCAGAACGCCAAACGGGUUGCGAGGAAACGGGGCCGUGAAGAGGCGGUACCAGAGCAACCCACCCGUCAAGCGCGUGGAGCAGUGCGAGGCAGAGGGCGAGUGGGAGGGCACGGAGAUGAGCGCGCGAAAGGACGUGGCGGUGGACGGGGCGGAUGGCGAGGCGGCGGGCUGGGCGGAGGCAAUGGCGAUGGGAUAGGCGACGGGAUAGGCGACGGGAGGGGCGGAGGGCGAGGGGGAGGGAGAGGCCGAGGGAGAGGCGGAGAGAGAGGAGGAGGGAGGGGCGGAGGUCGGGGAGGAGGGCGCGGCGAUGGGACGGGUGGAGGGCGCGUCGAAGGGAGAGGGGGAGGUCGAGGCGGCAAUCGGGGUGGCGGACAAGGAGCCGGUGGUGGCAGAGGCCGAGCGGCUGGCACAGGACGAGGGAGAGGAAGGGGAGCAGCAGGUAGGCAAAGGCCAGCCACCAAAGCGUUGCCCCAUGAGCUGCCGGUGCACUCUCUGCGCGAGCACACGCGGUCUCACCUUCUCCGCUCGCCCCAUCCCCUUGCUCCCUGA
Messenger RNA from Closterium sp. Naga37s-1, 1728 nucleotides. Lineage: Eukaryota; Viridiplantae; Streptophyta; Zygnematophyceae; Desmidiales; Closteriaceae. The record is from the annotation of a GenBank genome assembly.